CCGGCGCUGCUUCCCUUUAAUUGCCACCACUAGCGCGGUGGGGGUGGCUGUGUCCCCACUGUACAGAUGAAGUGGCCGGCGGAGGCCCGAGCUGGGUUGCUUCGAGCGUGAGCCCCUGCACCCGGCCCAAAUCUUGCCCUUUGCAGGGCGGGGGGCGCUCCAGGCCCGCGCAGGGAGGCCCAGGGGGUGGAGUGCUGACAGGGCCUCCGCCUCGGUGCCCCACCCAGUGCCCAGCCUGCCCGGUGCCAGUUGCAAGGGAGCAGGGUGGAGUCUGUAAGGGCCUCGGUUUUUACCCCAGAGCAGGGCGAAAAUGAACUCUGUAGCUGAGUUUGCAUUUUACGUAGACAAGAGCAGGUGUGUCCGCCAACCUGCGGGAAAGGUGUUCAGGGAUACAGCGGUGAGCUAAACAAAACCCCCAGCGUCGGUGAUGCUUAUGCUUCAGAGGAGAGAGGCACGAGCAUGAAUCAGGUGCAUGGACUUUCGGUGUAAUGGAGACAAGAGCAGAGGAAAGCAGAAGGAAGCAGGCCCAGUUAUGUCGCCAGCGAGGAGAGCCGAAUCCUUGUUCUCACCGAGCUGCUGGAGAGGAAGGCCCACUCUCCAUUCUACCAGGAAGGCGUGAGCAAUGCCCUGCUGAAGAUGGCCGAGCUGGGCCUGACCCGCGCAGCCGACGUUCUCCUGCGCAGAGGGGCCAACCUCAACUUCGAAGACCCUGUCACUUACUACACGGCCCUGCACAUCGCCGUCCUGCGGAACCAGCCGGACAUGGUGGAGCUGCUGGUGCGCCACGGGGCCGACAUCAACCGGAGGGACCGGAUCCACGAGAGCAGCCCCCUGGACCUGGCCAGUGAGGAGCCCGAGCGCCUGCCCUGCCUGCAGCGCCUCCUGGACCUCGGAGCAGACGUCAACGCGGCUGACAAGCACGGAAAGACGGCGCUGCUCCACGCCUUGGCCAGCAGCGACGGGGUGCAGAUCUAUAACACGGAGAACAUCCGGCUGCUCCUGGAAGGAGGGGCAGAUGUCAAGGCCACCACCAAAGACGGGGACACCGUGUUCACCUGCAUCAUCUUCCUGCUUGGGGAGACCGUGGGAGGGGACAAAGAGGAGGCCCGGAUGAUCAGCCGCUUCUGCUUCCAAGUCACGCAGCUGCUGCUGGCCCACGGGGCCGACCCCAGCGAGUGCCCAGCGCACGAGUCCCUCACGCACAUCUGCCUCAAGGGCUUCAAACUGCACUUCCCUCUCCUGCGCUUCUUGCUGGAGUCCGGCGCGGCCUACAACUGUUCCCUGCACGGGGCGGCCUGCUGGUCUGGCUUCCACAUCGUCUUUGAGAGGCUCUGCUCCCACCCGGGCUGCGCUGAAGACGAGAGCCACGUGGACCUCCUGCGCAAAGCCGAGACCGUCCUGGAUCUCAUGGUGACUAAUUCCCAGAAACUUCAGCUGCCCGAAAACUUCGAUAUCCAUCCUGUGGGCAGCCUGGCAGAGAAGAUCCAGGCCCUUCAUUUCUCCUUGAGGCAGCUGGAGAGCUACCCUCCGUCCCUCAAGCACCUGUGUCGCGUCCACAUCCGGCUCCAUCUCCAGCCCUGGCCUGUGGAUGUGAAGGUCAAAGCCCUACCUCUGCCCGACAGGCUGAAGUGGUACCUCCUCAGUGAGCACAGCGGGACCGUCGAAGAGGACGUGUGACCACUCCCAGACCAAAGGGAGCGGGGUCUGGGCAGCUCGGCCUGCUGGUGGAUUUUGGUACCUGCGGCAGCCUCGGGAGAACCUUCCGGCCUUCGGUCAGAAGGUAGAAGUUGGGAGACAAGACUUGAUCCUUGAAGAAAACCAGGUGGAGCCCAGCGGCUGCAGUCAUUCCAGUGGGAAAAGGCUCUGUCUUCCAGGGGAACUGCCCCCCUUUUGUUUGGCAGAACCCCCAAGUCUCAGCCACGUUGGGAAAAGGGACCGGGUUUAGAUUUGGGACAAGCGUGCACCGUUUGUCUGCGGGGAGCAUCGGGCAGGGUAGCUCUGAGUCUCGGUCCUCUGAGAGCUGCAGGAGGCUGGUCUGUCUUGCAUGGGGCCCCGCUGAAGCCAGGAGGAGGUGGGGUGGGCCUGUGGGGGCACAACCCCCCGGAGGCCCUUCACUCCCACUUCUCUCCACGCUAGAUGAGGUCACUUACAGAAAUGCUCUCGGUGGGCUAGGGAGAAAGCUGAGCUGACCCUUGCCGCCUUUGGCCACUCUGGGGCCAGGUCACCUAGAGCCCAGCCCACCCAGGCACGGGACUGGAUUCCGGUGGCAACUCUGUGCCAAACCUGGGAUCUUGGGGGACCGUGCCUUCUGCUAAAAAGCAAUCCUGCAUGACCAGGGACAGUCCUUUCCAAAAUGUCUGUUUCGUGAGGGAUUCAUCUGAUGAUGAAAGCUACCAAUACUGCACGCUGACCGUACUGCCUACGCCGAGCCCUCACGAAGCCAGCUCUGUCACGUGGGUCCUUGUGAAUUGUGUGAAUGCCGGGAAAGCAAGCUGAGGCAACUACAGGAUACAUUAUAAAGUAAAAUAUUUCUCUUGGCCUUCAA
This is a messenger RNA of Ailuropoda melanoleuca (giant panda), 2545 nucleotides long. RefSeq names its product ankyrin repeat and SOCS box containing 6 (gene ASB6). The transcript has 6 exons. Gene Ontology annotation, molecular function: protein binding. The record is from RefSeq and is a predicted model, not a curated record. Gene Ontology annotation, biological process: intracellular signal transduction. The coding region runs from base 637 to 1677 and encodes 346 amino acids. NCBI's taxonomy places the organism in Eukaryota, Metazoa, Chordata, Mammalia, Carnivora, Ursidae.